Molecule: messenger RNA, 831 nt
Organism: Henningerozyma blattae CBS 6284
Lineage: Eukaryota; Fungi; Ascomycota; Saccharomycetes; Saccharomycetales; Saccharomycetaceae
Gene: IES2
Product: Ies2p
Exons: 1
Coding region: 1-831 (276 amino acids)
Biological process (GO): chromatin remodeling
Cellular component (GO): Ino80 complex
Source: RefSeq, a predicted model, not a curated record
AUGGAAAGUGAAAAAGAGUGGAUCGAGUCUGAUGAAGAUUCAGGUUCCUCAAAGGAUGAAGAAUAUGUCGAAACUCCCACCAAUUUUAAAAGUAAAUCUAAGUCUAGCACGAAGAAUAAGUCUAGGUUGGCAUCCAAGAAAAGAAGUCGUCUAGAAGCUGACACUGAAGACGAUGAACUAAUUGUGUCACCAAGUAGGAGGGUCACAGUCUCAAGAAUUGUUGAAGAUGAUGAAGAAGAAGAAGACCACGAUGAAGAAGUAGAAGAGGAAGCUGAUAUUGAUGAGCUAGUCCAAGAGGAGGAAGAUGAAGUUGAAGUUCCUGAACUUCGAGAAAGUGACGAUAAUGGUACCGGUGAAGAUGAAAAACAGGAGGAUAUUGUAGUACACUCAGAACCAAUCACUGAGGCUGACGAUGUAAAAGAAAGUACUGUUGAAUCACUUUCAGCACAUCAUAGCAGAAGUCGUAUGUUACUUGACAUUUUAGACGAUGGUUCGAAUAAGAAACAAUUGACUGAAGAGGAGAUCCAGCUUCGUAGAGCUGAAAACGCCAGGAAACGUAAAAAUCUGAGUGAAAAGAGAUUAGAAGAGGAGAAGCAAGAUACUAUCAAUAAACUAUUAAAGAAGAGAGCUGGAAAAUCGAGGUCUCAUCUUCCUAAGGAUGAUGAUUCUAGCUCUAAGGGAGAUGGAAAAUCCGCAAAUGAUGGAAAUAGUUACCAUGAUGAAGAUUCUUCAUUUAAAAAAUUCCGUAGGCCUUAUAAAACAGAUGGUAUGAUUCGCAUUAUAAAAAUAAAGAUGAGCAUUUACUUUGUAGUUUUGAUACUACUUCAAUGA